Arabidopsis lyrata subsp. lyrata is the source of this 3737-nucleotide messenger RNA. RefSeq names its product probable protein phosphatase 2C 51. Gene Ontology annotation, biological process: protein phosphorylation; protein dephosphorylation. The transcript has 22 exons. Bases 339 to 3410 code for a protein of 1023 amino acids. NCBI's taxonomy places the organism in Eukaryota, Viridiplantae, Streptophyta, Magnoliopsida, Brassicales, Brassicaceae. Gene Ontology annotation, molecular function: protein serine/threonine phosphatase activity; ATP binding; protein kinase activity. Gene Ontology annotation, cellular component: cytosol; nucleus. The record is from RefSeq and is a predicted model, not a curated record.
UUCAAUUUCAGAAAGAAAAAAACUGGGCAUGCUUCUUUCUUCUUCUUCUCCUAGAGAGUUUUCAGGCGGAGAAGCUCAGAGUCAGAGUCAGAGCCUUCCUUCCAGAGCUCAAAGGGGAGGAGCUUGAUUUUUUCUACUCAAAAUUGUUUCCAUAUUACUAAGUAUUACAUAGUACUUCUUCUAUCAUAGACUUGAAAAAGGGUGGAUCUAGCUUCAUUUUCUGGCUAUUAGAGGCUUUCGACCUUUACUUGAGAUUUAACUGGCAACCAUUUUGCUCCACUCUUCCUUCUUCUUAAGUUUCCCAAAUCUUUUCCAUAAUAUAUAGAGAAGAGUUUGGAAUGUCAAUAGAUAAAUCCUUCAAAUCUCACCCAAGCCAUGCAGGGAAGAAGAUGACCUCCAUCAUCAAUUCAUGGCUCCUUAUUACAUCUUUCGUCCUCUUCUUAUUGGCUAUUAACUGUCGAGGGGAAUCUUCGACGUGUUUGGCCGUUUACAAACAAGGCGGAGCUCCAGCCGUGUUUCAAUCACCCAAAUGCCCUCGUUGGAAUCUCCACAAUUGGGGUCAAAGUGGAGCUGGUCGUUGCCAUACUGCAGCUAUUAGAGGUCGGAGGAACUACCAAGAGGAUCGUCUCCUCUGUGCUCUUGAUCUUCGCAUUCCAUUUCCCGGCAAGACUGGAACAAAGGAUGUUUUGGUUGGAAUUGCAGCAGUCUUUGAUGGACAUAAUGGUGCAGAAGCCAGUGAAAUGGCUUCAAAACUUUUAUUGGAUUACUUUGCUUUGCAUAUCAACUUUCUCUUGGACGCAACUUUUUCUGCUAUGACGAGGAAGAUGAUUGGACGACUACCAACUAAAGGGGAGCACGGUGUUAUUUUGCAUGGCGUAAGUCGGGAUGAUAUCAUGCAUCUAUACAACCUGGAUUUUCAAAUGCAGUUUCGAGACUCGUUGCCACUUAAUUUUGAUGAUUCUCUUCACUUGGAUAUUAUGAAGGAAGCAUUGCUGAGAGCGAUCCAUGACAUUGAUGCCACAUUUACUAAGGAAGCAUCAGCCCGAAAGCUUAAUUCAGGUUCAACUGCUACAAUUGCACUUAUAGCUGAUGGUCAACUAAUGGUUGCUAGUAUCGGUGACUCAAAGGCACUUCUGUGUUCUGAAAAAUUUGAGACUCUCGAAGAAGCUAGAGGUACUUUGGUGAAGUUGUACAGAGAGCGAAGGCGCAAUCGAGGCUCUUCACCAUCAAGGUUCUCUGACUUUAAACUGGAACAUGGCAAUGGACUACUGCAUUUCAUUGCCAAAGAAUUGACAAAGGACCAUCACCCAAAUAGGGAGGAUGAAAAGAUUCGUGUUGAAGCUGCAGGAGGUUAUGUCACAGAGUGGGCCGGUGUGCCACGAGUGAAUGGCCAGCUGACUGUCUCCCGUUCAAUUGGUGACCUUACUUAUAAAAGUUACGGUGUCAUCUCUGCACCUGAGGUGAUGGACUGGCAGCCUCUACUGGCUAAUGACAGCUACUUGGUAGUAUCAUCGGAUGGCAUCUUUGAGAAGUUGGAGGUGCAAGAAGUAUGUGAUCGUCUGUGGGAAGUAAACAAUCAAACUAGCUCUGGAGCAGGAGUGCCUUCAUACUGCUCAAUUUCUUUGGCAGACUGCUUGGUUAAUACUGCCUUUGAGAAGGGAAGUAUGGAUAAUAUGGCUGCUGUUGUUGUUCCUCUAAAAUCGAAUCUAGUUACGCAGCUCCACUGGAAAGAGCAGAGCAUGAAUGACAACAAAGAUAAGAUUGCUUCAGCACUACCCACUAACAACUGUGCGCUUCCAUUGCCUAAUGAUAUAAAUUUGGGUCCAUUGCAAUUGAAACAGGCUCAACCACUUGCAACCAUGUUUAACAGGUUAUUGGUUGAAGUUAAAAACGGAAGUUUUUGCCGCUUUUAUAUGUCAGAGAACCUUAUUGGGGCGUCUCAAGGGCAAAUGGACAAUUUGAACGGUUACAUGGGUGACUUACCUCAGGUUCUACCUGCAUCUGCCGAGCCAUUCCCUGGCUGGUGUUUAUCUUCUGGAACGGCUACCAACGAGAAUCAAGAUCAGUGCAUCAAUCCUGAUAGUUUUGCUACUUUCCUUGGGUUACUUGAAUCUGUACCCUUACAUGGUUUUGGUGCUAAUAACGGGACGGAUGAGAUUCCAUUUCCUGACUCAAGCUAUGUGCUGAAGAAAAAAUUUGGGCGUGGUGCAUUUGGUGAGGUAUGGUUGGCAUUUCACUGGAAUUGCUAUGAAGGAAAUAACGCUACUAGUUCGAUCGAUGAAGAUAAAAAUACAUCGAAAAAUGGUGUUCAUUAUGAUGCUGAUGGUCCUAAUAACUCCUUCAUUUUGAAGCGGAUAAUGGUAGAGAGAGGACCAACUGUUUAUUUAAGUGGUCUAAGGGAGAAGCAUUUUGGUGAACUGUUUCUAAAUGCAUAUAAUAUAAGUGAGAGUUCUUCUGCAACGCAAACGUCAAGUUCUCAACCAGCGUCAUCAGGAUUGGGUCUCUCUGAAGAGGGUUUGAAACAUAUUGCUAGAUACAUAGAGUAUUUUGAAUCUCGAUAUAAUGACAUAUGGCUUGUGUUUCACCACGAGGGUGUAUCUUUAUCAAAGCUGAUGUACACUGCCGAAGAAGCAGAGAAUAGCUCUGCUGGUGAAAAGGCUGAAGAAGCAAGUCACGGGCAGAUACUUCGUCCGUCGAAGUGGUGGACCUGGUUGAAGACGACAGAAUCAGGAAAAGAAGAAAUGCGGAGAAUAAUAUGGCAAUUGUUGCUAGGUCUAAAGGCAUGCCAUGAUCGCAACAUUACUCACAGAGAUAUAAAACCCGAGAAUAUGGUGAUAUGCAUUGAAGACAUCAAGUCCGGAAGAUGCUUAAAGGGUGUACCAAAUGGAGAUCAUAACUUCAAAACUAAAAUGCGCAUCAUCGACUUUGGCAGUGCACUUGAUGAGUAUACAAUGAAACAUUUAUAUGGGUCAACAGGUCCAUCAAGAGCAGAACAAACUCAUGAUUAUGCACCACCCGAAGCCAUUAUGAACAGUAGCUGGCACCAUGGACCGACCAGUUUGACACUGAAAUACGACAUGUGGAGUGUUGGGGUUGUGAUGUUAGAGAUGAUUUUAGGAUCACCCAAUGUUUUUGAGAUUAGUUCUGUUACACGUGCCCUUUUGGAUCAACAUAUCAGAGGUUGGAGUGAAAACUUUAAAGAGCUUGCAUACAAGCUUCGAUCCCUUAUGGAGAUGUGCAUCUUAAUCCCAGGUAGUUCUUUAAAACAUGGUGGCGCCAGCGCAAAGCAGGGUGGGAUUUCACUUGCGUCAUGGAAAUGCUCUGAAGAGUUUUUUGCAGAACAGAUAAAGAGUAGAGACCCUCUGAAGAUUGGGUUUCCAAAUGUUUGGGCGUUAAGGAGGACAGAGUAACCGUAGAUGAGGCUCUGCAGCACCCUUAUUUCCAGCCCCCUCCCAGCUCCUAAGUGUAGAGAAGAGUAAGACAUUUAUAUCUUCUUGCUACAUUUUACCAAACGAUGAGUCUGCUUAGAAGAUCGAGAAUGAUAAAAUAUUGACAAACAAGUGGUGGCUGAAUAUAAUGGGAACAAUAGGCUGUAAUGCUGAAAUAUUAGAGUUCCCAGUCCCAGUAACUGAAAUUAUAAGAAGCAAAACUCUAGUGUGUGAAGUUAAAUAACGAUGAAUGUAAAAAAGGAAUAUGAGCUACUGUGGAUUAUGUAGGAACAAGGUUGGAACGAGCAA